AUGGAGUGCCAUAUGUACGACGGCACUAAGGAGAGCAAGCAAAACUUCGAAGACGCCACCGGGAUAAAGCCAAUGCGUUUUGCCCAGGCUUGGUUGGAGGAACCAGGGUCGCGAUGGAGUUUCUUCCACUUCGACUACAACAACCCUCGUCUUGCCCCUACCGCCGCUGCUACUGGACCGCAACUCGUCGCGCAACGUCUGGUGGAGCUGUGGGCUGCCAAGACUAAGCAUUGGCGUACCGUGAGUAACUUAGAAACCAAAUCCAAGAUCGUGGCGAAAUUGGCGAGGCGUUCUUCGAGCAUGAGCAAGACGCUGCCACCAAGUGGCCAAUUCACAUCAUACCAUCCCGGCAUCCUAUGCAAAUGCAAAGCCGCCAUCGACAUCCCAGUCCUCAACGACAUCACCGGCAAGCGAUCAGGAUUCCUGACCGGCUGGCGUAGCAAGGAGGACCUCGUAAAGGCUAUGCUCGCCCUUUGGGCCUCACACGUCCGUGGCUGGCGCAGCACAAGCAAGACUCGUCGGGAAGUGCGUACGCGCUACCACGAAGAGCUCAAAUCUUCCGGCUUGCUGCGCAUCGUUGAGAACGAGACGGGAGUUCAACACGCACUAGAUCCCCACAAGAAGGACAACGAUGACGAUCCAUUGUGCCGCUACGUCAGGGUUCCUGGUAAGGAGGAGGGGCACAAGGGGACGGCUGUGUUGUAUGCGAAGACGGAGAAGGGUGGUGGGGCGGGCUAUCAGCCUCUUGAGUUUCGGCCUUGUCAUCAGGAGUGCCGUGGGUGGAAGCGGGUGGAGAUCGAUCUUCACGAGGCGACUGGACCGUUUCUUGAGGAGGAUAUAGCUAGGGCAAGGGUGGUGCGUGCUGAGUGGUGA
This is a messenger RNA of Recurvomyces mirabilis, 873 nucleotides long. RefSeq lists its product as uncharacterized. The record is from RefSeq and is a predicted model, not a curated record. The transcript is spliced from 3 exons. NCBI's taxonomy places the organism in Eukaryota, Fungi, Ascomycota, Dothideomycetes, Mycosphaerellales, Teratosphaeriaceae. The coding region runs from base 1 to 873 and encodes 290 amino acids.